AUGUUGGACACAAACUUCUCAAUCGUAGACUAUUUAGUGUUUGUGUCGCUAUUGAUCGCCUCAUCACUAAUCGGAGUAUACUUUUGGUACAAAUCGCGAAAAACAGCCACAAAUGCCGAGUACCUGACCGGCAACAGGCAACUCAGUCUCAUCCCGGUUAUAAUGUCUAUGGUGGCCAGUUUGAUGUCCACUAAUACACUGCUGGGAAUGCCGGCUGAGGUAUACCAAGUGGGCACUCAAGUGUGGUUAACAGCAGUUUCAUGUAUUAUAGCCAUUGUAUUAACGGCUGAGGUUUUUAUGCCUAUCUAUUAUACAAUGGAUUUCAUAAGUGUUAAUGAGUUUAUUUGGCGACUGUAUUGUAUGGGCCGGCAGUGGCACUCAGUGCAGGGAGGCAUAAAAGCGGUCAUUUGGACGGACGUAUUGCAGGGCUCACUCAUGUUUCUGGGAGUGCUUGUGGUUAUCUUAACAGGUGUGAUAGAAACUGGUGGAGUAAAAGAGCUGUGGGACAUCAAUGAGCGAGGUGGUCGAAACAAAUUUUUUAACAUGAAGGUAGAUGUCUAUAAUCACGACAACUUCUGGAAUGCAUUGAUUGGUAAUACCGUGAGCUGGUCGGGCGGCUACUGUAUAUCACAGCAACAGAUACAACGUUAUUGUAAUGUGGGUUCACAACAAAAGGGUCGGCGGGCGUUAUAUUGGAAUGUCCUGGGUGUCGUACUGUUUAUAUUGAUGUCCAUAACGUGUGGCAUGGUCAUAUACGCCAAAUACCACGCGUGUGACCCUGUUACUUUGGGCCUGAUUACAAGGCACGACCAACUUAUGCCGUAUUAUGUAAUGGACACUCUAUCUCAAUACCCGGGACUACCUGGCCUUUUUGUGGCAUGUGUGUUCAGUGGGUCACUCAGCACCCUAUCGUCGGGUUAUAACUCAUUGGCGGCCAUUACUUUCGAGGACCUCAUUAAGGAUCGCGUGAAACUCAAAAAUGAUAGCCAGGCACUGAUUAUCACUAAAUUAAUUUGUGAGUGUAUAUUAAUUACCAUGUCGUACGGACUCAUAAUCAUUGGGUUUGCUUUUCUCGUGGGAAACGCGGGGACUGUAUUUCAGGCGUCUUUGGCUAUGAGCGGCGCAAUGGGAGGCCCUAUAUUAGCCUUAUAUCUUGUCGGCAUAUUUUAUCCGUACGCCACCGCACCGGGCGCAUUAAUAGGAUUUCUAAGUGGAUAUGGCAUUAACACAGUCUUAGCUAUCGGUUCGUUGGUUAUGCCGCGACCGAAGGUGUCGUUACCGACUACUCUAGACAACUGUCCGGUGGAUGUCAUCCAAAUUGUGUUCACCCGAUUUGAAACACUACCCAACUCUACGUACAUCUCGUCCUAUGAUAACGUGGAAGGUUUGGGUCAAUUCUUUCACAUCUCAUACCUAUUGCUGUCAACCAUUGGAUUCACGAUAUGUAUUGUCGUAUCAGUGUUGGCCAGUCUAUGCAUAGGUAAACCAAUCAAAACACUCGAUACAAAGCUGAUGUCACCGAUCGUUAAAUAUAUAUUUCCCGGUAUUAGCGCCCAAACUAUGCAAAAAUCCAAUGAAAUCGAGACAAUAGAUGCCACGAAUAUUUCGGAUCCGAAUGACACACCAAAUAUUACACAUAAAGUGACCAGGGUUUAGGCAUUUAUUAAUAAUAUAAAUUAUUUUGUAAAUA
This is a messenger RNA of Oppiella nova, 1690 nucleotides long. The record is from the annotation of a GenBank genome assembly. Lineage: Eukaryota; Metazoa; Arthropoda; Arachnida; Sarcoptiformes; Oppiidae.